Molecule: messenger RNA, 6415 nt
Organism: Cyanistes caeruleus (blue tit)
Lineage: Eukaryota; Metazoa; Chordata; Aves; Passeriformes; Paridae
Source: RefSeq, a predicted model, not a curated record
GAGUGCCUUGCACCUGUCCACUGUGCACUUCAGACAGGAGGAGCUGUGUCACAACCUCUGAAGGAGUUCAGCUUGCUAAGGAACUUGGAGCCACAUACCUUGAACUGCACACUCUUAAUGACUUCUACGUACAGAAAUACUUUGGAGGAGUGCUGGAAUAUUUUAUGAUCCAAAGUUUGAAUCAGAAGUCAUCCAAAAAAAUGAAGGAAAGGAAAAAGAUGCAGAAGUGCCAUCGAGUCCAACCACCUCAACUUGAACAGCCAGAAAAGAUGCCGAUCCUGAAGGGUGAAGCCUCACACUACAACGCAGACCUGCACAACCUGCUCUGCUGCUGCCAGUGUGUAGAUGUGGCCUUCUAUCCUGAGGACCUCAGCAUAGCAGUGGAGGCUCACAAGAUCAUCCUCUGCUCUGUCAGCCACCUCUUCAUGCUGCUGUUUGGAGUGAAGAGCCCAUCCGAUGCCCAUGACACCUCCCUUGUGCAGCUGGCACAGAGUCUCUUUGCAGUGGAGGAGGGGGAUCCCUUACCCUCGUAUCCCCAUGGUGUCCCACCCUGUGUCCCACCAGUCAGGGUGGUGGUGAAGGAUUCUCUCUUCUGCUCUUGUCUCCCAGAUAUCCUCCACUUCAUUUAUUCAGGUGCUUUCCAGUGGGAACGAUUGGAAGAGGACAUAAAAAAGAAGUUGAAAGAUCCAGAUAAAACAGAACAUGUGCUUGAGAAAGUUAAAUGCAUCCUGAAAACUCCAGGGAAGCCAAACACUGUAAAGGACUGCAAAUCUCACCAGAUAAAACUGCUCUAUAAUACUUCUCUCAGGCUGUUCUUUAACACACCUGUGCUGGCUGAUGUACUCUUCAAAAUACAAGAUGCAACUGUACCAGCCCACAGGGCAGUUCUGGUAGCCCGUUGUGAGGUUAUGGCAGCCAUGUUUAAUGGUAAUUAUCUAGAAGCAAAUAGCGUUCUGGUUCCGGUGUACGGGGUUUCCAAAGACACUUUCCUGUCCUUCCUAGAGUACCUUUACACUGACUCCUGCUGCCCAGCCGGUAUUCUCCAAGCAAUGUCUCUACUGAUCUGUGCAGAGAUGUACCAAGUAAUGAGACUCCGGCAUAUUUGUGAACUUUACAUCAUCACGCAGCUUCAGAGCAUGCCUAGCAGGGAACUGGCUUCCACAAGCCUCAGUAUUGUUAGCUUGCUCAAAAAAGCUAAGUUUCACAAUUCUGAUUGCCUUUCAACUUGGCUUCUUCAUUUUAUUGCCACUAACUACCUAAUAUUCAGUCAAAAGCCUGAAUUUCAAGAAUUAUCAGUGGAAGAGCGCAAUUUUGUAGAGAUGCACCGAUGGCCUUCAAACUUGUACCUGAAGCAGCUUGCUGAUUACAGGAACUAUAUCCACUCUCAGAAAUGUCACUGCACAGUAAUGUAAAGAGACUGAAUACACACCAAGUGCAUUUGAACUGCAAAAUUUCAGAUUGGGGAUUAUAUAGAAUAUAAAAACCAUGUCAAGAUUGAAACCUGAUGCUGACCUCCUCUGGAAAUUACAGACAUUCUUCGUUUUGCUAACAAAUUUAUCUAAUUUUUACCUUGAAGCAUUGAGAAAUGUAUGUUGAAGAUUUCUUUUAAGCAGAAGGACUUCAUAUUCACGGGGGUUAUAUGUAUUACAGGACAUAUAUGACUGGCAUCUGUUCUCCCUUCUAAUUUCUUUUCUGUUUAUUUUAUUGUUUUUCAUGGUUAUUUUUGGCUGCUAAACUUCAUCUGCUGAGAACAGACUGGUUUUGUAAAUCUGUGUGUAAUAGAAGCAUAGGAGUACAGUACCAGUGCAGCGGGAAGCUGAGAAGCCAGGUCAUAAGAUCUUCAUAUACUUCAGGAUGCAAAGAUUUUCUGCAGUAUUUGUUAGUUCACAAUAUAAAGGGUAGGCUUAAGAAACAUUGCAGUUAUUGUUAAUUUAUUACUUCAGAGAAAGCCUGUAGCUCUUUUACAACCCUAUGAAUAGAUCUUUUCAUUCCAGAGGAAUGCAUCACUACAUUUUUUAGUGCCUCCCAAAUAUCUAAAGAAUGACAUCAUUUUUCCUGCCAAUAAGUAGGAGAAAAAAACCUGUUUUAAUGAUCUCCAGAACACCUUUGUUGGUGUGGUCAUAUUGUAUUUUUCCCCAUGAGGAAUAAAGAGAGGGAAAUAGAGCAUGUCUCAUGGACAGGGAAGAAAGGCAGAGCGGUCAACAGCCUUUCAUGGGGUUUGAGCAAAAAAACUCACUAGCAGAAGUGACUUUUUUGGGAAAAGUGUGUCUUGUAAUCAUAGGUCUCCACAAUACCUGGCAACAAAAAUCUUAGAUGUGCUGGUCAUGGAAGAGAUGACCCUCACAGAUUUGCUAGUGCUGCCUGAGAUACUGACUUUUGUGGUGGAGCUUUGAGCUCAAACCUCCCCAGCGGCGACUCAGUUCAAUCUUAGUUACCAUCAUGUUCUCGUAAGUUACACCACAUGAGAUGAACAUAGCUGUGGAUCCUUUCUGAGAUACAAGAGUAAAUCCCAGAAUAUUAUGACUGGCAUGAUCCAUGCAGAUGCUAUUUAGCAUUUUCUUGACCAAAAUUUGUCAUGCUGCUUACUUGUGUGUACACAGUAUGUGCUAAUGCUAAAAUGAACCCAGCCUGUACCUGAGCAUAGGUGCUCUUCUAGAAGCAAAAUCUAAUGAAGGAACUAAAUUCCUCAUCAUCACUCUUGUACUUCCAAUUCUGCUUUUUCAUCUGCCUUUGUAAUUUGGUAUGUAGCCUGAGACUGUGGCAUUUCUGCCACAUCAAAUGUACCUGGAAACUGCACUUGUGAGAAGAAGAAAGAAAGACAAAUUGCUGGAGAUGAUUUUGUUUUGUUUUUUUUAAAUAAGGUAUAAAAAUUGUUAUAUUUGUCAAUAUAGUUUUAUAGGUAAAUUGUUCUUUUCAAAUUCCAUUCUAGAGUCAUAGAGAUUUUUUUUAUUUUUGUGGUGAUACAUUGCAGAGCUUGAGAGGAUGUUUCCUUCCCUAUUUUUGUAUACACACACAUAAAAAAAGAGUUUAUGACUCACCUGGCUGCUGGAGACUCAAAAUUUGAAGGUUAUUUUUAUGCAAGAAUGAUUGAUUUUUAAAAAAAAAUAUUUGCAUCUGCAGAUCCUGAAGUUCUUUGAAAGAUGAAUAGACUUACCUAUGUCUUGCAUAUAGGGAGUCUAAAAUAUAGAGCAUUACAUUGCUUUUUCAAGAUCAUGAAAGAAAACUGAAAUUAUUAAACAAAAAAAACACUGUAGGAAAGUAAUAGUGAUGGAACUUACACGUGGAAAGAGUAGUUUUUAUCACUAUAUAGUUAUCAAAAAUUUAAGCAAAAAUUAAAUUACUGGAUAGAUAUGAAUAAAACUAAGCUUUUUGAAGCUUGAAGUCAUAGCAAAAUUUGUACAUACAGCUAAACUACAGCUUGGCUAGACAUUUGAUAGCAUCCUUGGAUGUUUCUACCAGAAGCCAGCUCAAUUACCGAAAGUGGGGAUUAAAUACUUCACAUUGACAUCCUGUGCAAAAGUGACACAAAAGUUCUGUGAAUGUCAGUCUAAGCUUCCUGUAGUCCUGCAUUUUCAAUAUUUUAGAAGCUUUCCCAGUUUCUUUACUAGGAGUUAGUCUGUUGCCAAUGAUUUGUGUAUAUACAACACAUAAAUAACUACUGGUUUUAAUUUUCUUUAACUGUUUUAUAGAUAUUUAAAAAUAGGCUUAAUGGAAAUAAAAAUGGUUUAUAUGAAAACCAGAGAAAUACUUUGCUAGUAUGCAUUUGAGACAGUGAUAGGCACAGGUUUUAUACAGAGAAGUCAGGCAGUAUAGAGAUGUUUAUUAUUUAUUCAGAGAUUAAUGCUUACUACUAUUCAGACAAUAAACUACAUUUCCCUUUUACUGGGUAUCUGCAUAAUGCUGCCUCUAUCAGGUGCAGAUGUGCUGUACUUGUAGACAUAGAUAAUCUGAUAAAUUUUAAUUUUAGAAAGAAAUCUUGCUAUAAAUUCUUAUUUUCAUUCUCUAAGAUGAUUUUAUGUAGAAAUGUAUGCAUCUUAAAAUUAUUUUUAAACCUGGUACUUUUAGCAUUUAGAAACAUGUCUGAAAGUAGAUAAUGAUGUUUUGUGAGUUGCUAUUCUUAGCUGGUUUUACUGGAGGCUGUGAUGCAUCCAGCACAGAUAGUCAGGAGUUAGGUGUUUAUAACUGUGUAUGGCAUAAAGUAAGAACUGCUAUGAUAUAAACCCCCCACAUGAUACUGUGGUAGAAAGUAAAAAUCAGGAACCAAUUUGAAAAAUAAAAACUUAUUUAAGGAUGUGGUUUUGAAAAAAUAAAAUCUUUCUGGAACGCUUCCACUGGUUCCAACACCUCCCAAACUCCCCUAGCACUGGCAGCACUGGGAUCAAAGAAAGAGGUCAGUGGUGAAUUUGUAUGCCCUUAGGCAGAACCUAUAGCAUUUGAAAUUAUAUCUUUAGGCUUAAGUUUAAGUAGAGAUGCAACUCUUGAGUCCUUCACUAGAGCUAACUCUCAAAAUUAACUUUUAGAAAAUAUUUUUUUGAAUAACGGCUUACACCCCUAAUUCUUGUUGUCCUAUAUAUGUGUGUUCUUGUCCCAAACUAGCACUAAGCUUUCUAGAGACAAAAAAAAAAAAAAAAAAAAGCUGUCUGCACUAGUAAGGUAUUCCACAUAAUGGGCAGAAAAGUGUUGUUAUUGUCUUUAGGCCACGGUGUGUUUGAUUUGAAAAAAAACCCCAGGAAAUAGAAAAUAAAAAGUUAGAAAAAAGUUAGAAAGUUAGAAAAAAAUAAAAGUUAGAAAAAAGGACAACUAUUUUAUUAGGCAUAUCCUGAAACACUUGUAUGUUUUUCUUCUAGAAAAACUAGACUAAACUAUGCAUUUUUUAGACUGAAUAUGUAAAAUUUUGAUAUAAAAUUAAAAAAAAAAAUCUCUAAUCUGUCUCAUAUGUAAUAUAUGUAUAAUGCCUAUACUUAUGGAUAUGUAUUAGCAUACUUGAGUGUUAUACUGGAGAUACUUUUUGUAGCUUAUUACAGUCACAGAGCCAUACUGGUUUGGGUAGAGCCAUGGCUUGGGUUGCAAGGGACAUAAAGAUCCUCUUGUCCCAACACUCUUGCCAGGGGAAGAGACACCUUCCACUAGACCAGGUUGGUCAGAUCCCCAGCCUCACCUUGGACACUCAGCUCAUCGACUGAGCACCCACUGAGCCACAACAGCAGCACUGAGCAGUGCUGGAAACUGCAGGCAGUGUCCCAAAAGCCAGAGUGUGUUCAGGGAGAAUUUGGGAGGAAGGCUUUGCUUUAUGAGGCAUUGAAGAAAGAGGGAAGAAAGAGAAAAAGGAAGAAGAGAUCCCAUAGGAGAGGAUCACCAGUGUUGGAUCCAGUAUUGAUCUAGCCAAAGGCCCAGAGUAUUGUGAGUUCCCCACCCAGGCCCUCUGGGGUUACCUUUUUAUAGGUAAGGACAUGUAGCCCCCCUACAGCCCUGUCAGACUUUUCCAGUGGUUCUGAAAACAAGAGGCAACAAGGAUGCCAUUAAAACUCUUAUCCCAUCCUCCAUGACACUACGGUAAACCUGUGGGAGUCUGCUCAUCUUUUUCCUAAAAGCUUGUCUAGUGAAGUUUUUGCCAUCUUAUGGCAAAUGCAGAACUGCAAGAAAUUUACUGUGGGAAGGGAUGAACAAGUGGAUAAUUAGAUUUCAUGCAGAGCAUUGGCACUAACUUUGCUGUAGAUGGUGUCCUGUUUCCAGGGUUGUGGCAUGGUAGCCAUGGAGGGUUACCAGGGAUGGUUUGUGCCCAUUUCACUGCAGUGGUAUUAGGGGAAGCUCUGCUGCUGGAGAGCAAGUAACACAGUAUUUGCUGUCUUUGUAAGGCCACAGUGUCUCUUAGAAAACACUGCAAAAAGUAGUGUCAGUACGAAGACACAGAUAGCAGCCAAUCCGUGUCUGCCCCAGAAGCCUCAGGCUGAAGACAGGGAAGUCAAACACCUAAGGCAGCAACACUUCACUCAAGUACAGAGGGUGGUUUGGGGUAGAAGGGUGAAUUCUGCUGAAGUUUUAUUUUUAAAAGGUUUGCAGUUAUUCCUCCUCUCCAGGUCUGUACUUCUGAUUUACCAGCAAAGUGAUGUACUCACAGAAUGUUUUUACUGCAUGUAUUUUGCAUUUAGUGUUAUUAUUAAGAAAAUGGCUAUUUUGAAAUAUAUAUCUAAUUAAAUUUUGAAGCCAUUCUUAGUCUGUAUAUAUGGCUUUCACGUUUGGAAAGGAAAGGGAGGUUUAUGUCAAGUGGUGGGGAAAAAUCCCACAAAUCUUCAGUACUGAUAUCCAUCCCUUUUCACAGUUCUGCUCUGCUCCCAGCCUCUCCUUCAAGGACAACUGAAAACAAUGAAUGAGCCCUACAAGAAUAUCACUCUAUCAAUCUUCAUCUUGUGCAGGC